AUGACUAUAAUUUCUCAUCGAAUUAAACUAAUAAAAUAUUGUUGGCGGUUAUUGAUCAUCUUUCUCACACCACUUGUCCUAUUACCUCUCCCACUCAUUGUUGAAACAGCUCAAGCACGAUGCGCUUAUAUUGUACUUAUUCUUACUGUUUAUUGGGUAUCCGAAGCAAUGCCAUAUGCAGUCACAUCUAUAUUGCCACUUUCUUUCUUUCCAUUGGCAGGUAUUAUAUCUAGUGAUAACGUGGGCCUGAACUAUUUUAGAGAAAUAACAACAUUAUUUGUCGGAAGCAUGAUGUUAGCUCAUGCUAUGGAACAUGUUCAUUUACAUCGACGAUUGGGAUUAUUUGUUCUUAGCAUUGUUGGUACAUCGAUCAAAUGGAGCAUGGCUGGACUGAUGGGAGUAACUGCUUUUUUGAGUAUGUGGAUCAACAAUUCGGCAGCAACAAGUAUCAUGAUACCAGCAGCAAUUGCCAUUAUCGACGAACUUCAAAAUUAUCAACAAGAAAAAUCAGUAAUUGAUAAAAUUGUAGCUCGUCGGCAAUCGAAAGAGAUUGUAUCUGAUGAAUCUACUAUCUCGCUUGACAUUACAACAUGUGUUGAAGAACAAAUAAAACAAAUGCCGACAAUUCAAGAGAAUGUUCCAAUUGAAUUAAAUGAACAAGUAAUUCAUGAUCAAACUGAUCGUUCCUUAAAUACUGUAUUAAAUUCUACGUCGACAAAUCAUGUAAACUAUAAACAACUUAAAACCGCUUUUCUCAUUGCUGUAGCCUACAGUGCAGCCAUUGGUGGUUUAGCAACAUUAGUCGGAACUGGUCCGAAUAUUUUUGUUAAAGGAUUUACUGAUAAAUAUUAUGGCAAAGGAUCUCAUGCAUUUGACAUUUCUUUUACCAAUUUUCUUUUAUUCGCCUUACCAAUCGGUGUAAUCAUGCUUGUCAUCUGUUGGUUAUGGUUACAACUUUUGUAUAAUCGUAAAGAAUUAUUACCGUGGAUAAAAGUGGAUCCAAAUAGUUUAGAAUCUCAAAAAUAUUUAAAAUCUCUUCUCAAAAACCAAUAUAAAGAAUUGGGUAGUCUCAGUUGGCAAGAAUAUACAAUAACCAUUUUAUUUUUUAUUAUGGUUAUACUUUGGGUAACACGUGAUUUUUCAAGCUAUCCUGGUUGGGGAAUCAUUUUUCGAGAAGACUACGUUACGGAUGCUACAGUUGCUGUACUUAUUGGUACAUUACCACUUAUUCUACCGAAUAAAAAUCCAUUUAGUAAACAAUGGGAAUACCAACCUAUCAUUCAUUGGGAUCAUUUAUCGAAAAAAUUUCCAUGGGGUGUGUUUAUGUUACAAGGUGCCGGUUUGGCUAUUGCUGAAGGAUUCAAAGAAUCGAAUCUAUCGGAAACAGUUGCAAGUUUUCUUCAUUUUAUUGUUGGAGCUUCUGAUAUAACUAUUAUUUUUGUUGUUAUUGUAUUGAGUGCAAUAUUUACUGAAUUUACAAGUAAUCUUGCAUGUGCAACUAUCUUAUUUCCAAUACUCGGUAGCAUUGCAAAAACAACAGGAAUUCAUGCAGCUCGUCUUAUUUUGCCAUCAUGUAUGGCUGUUUCACUCUCAUUCAUGUUGCCCAUUGCCACUCCACCUAAUGCUAUGAUAUUCUUACGUGGUAAUGUUAGAAUUAUCGACUUGGUUAAAGUCGGACUUGGUAUGAAACUAUUUGGUAUUGUUAUAAUUCUUAUUGCAUCAAUGAAGUAUAGGACAUCAAGAAAAGUUCGACGCUUAGAAAAAGAAGCAAUUUUACGUGCAAAAGAUUCUGAAUAUACACGUGGAGUAUCCGAUCGUUUAUUAUCGAGUUUAAAUCUAAAUUCUGACGAUGAUGAUAAGGAACGGAAUCGACGACAAAUAUCAACGCGACCAAUACGUCAAAUUCAAAAAGAACUUGAUUAUCCAAUCGAAACGAUGGAUCAAAUAAAUGAACGAAUACAACAAGAAGUUAAAAAAAGACAAGCAGCAGCAGCAGCUGCAGUAACAACAACAACAUCAUCAACAUCAACAGCAAAAUCAACAAGCCGAAAUUAUCAAACAAGAUCAUCCGUAGAUGAUCGAACAAAUCGCGAUAAUACAAUUACAGGAAAAUAUACAAGCAACAGACAGACGAAUGCUGGCAAAUCAUAUUAA
Molecule: messenger RNA, 2154 nt
Organism: Rotaria sordida
Lineage: Eukaryota; Metazoa; Rotifera; Eurotatoria; Philodinida; Philodinidae
Source: the annotation of a GenBank genome assembly